Messenger RNA from Gossypium raimondii (Peruvian cotton), 416 nucleotides. RefSeq names its product two-component response regulator 24. Gene Ontology annotation, biological process: phosphorelay signal transduction system. The transcript has 2 exons. NCBI's taxonomy places the organism in Eukaryota, Viridiplantae, Streptophyta, Magnoliopsida, Malvales, Malvaceae. Bases 12 to 416 code for a protein of 134 amino acids. The record is from RefSeq and is a predicted model, not a curated record.
UUGUAGCUUAGAUGGCUCAAAGCAAACAUGGUGGGAGAAAAUUAGGGCAAUCCAACAAGAUGACGGCACUCGUCGUGGACGACAACAUGAUCAACCGAACGAUUCAUCAUCGACUUUUGGACAAUCUGGGGGUCGAAAAUGAAGUUGUCAGCAACGGGAAAGAAGCCGUCGAUAUCCACUAUUCCGGGAAGAUGUUCGACCUUAUUUUGAUGGACAUGGAUAUGCCUAUCAUGAAUGGCAUUGAGGCUACGAAGAAACUUCGUGAAAUGGGAAUUCGGAGCGUGAUUGCGGGCGUAUCGUCACGAGCAAUGGAAGAAGAAAUACGAGAAUUUAUGGAAGCUGGUUUAGAUGAUUACCAAGAGAAGCCAUUGACAAUGUCUAAGCUUGUUUCUAUUAUCCAUAAGAUCAACGGGUAG